AUGUCCAAAGAAGCUAUUCGCUUUUUUACUAUUGCAGCUGUGAUUUGCUGCUGUGUAUAUUCUCGCAUCCCUCUUACUACAGAAAUUUCCGAGGCAUCAUUAGCCAAUUCGGAAUAUCUAAUAGUCCACCCCGGGUCAACCCUCAGUACAUCCCUUCCUGUCAGAUUCACUAAGUUGAAAGUAGUUGUAUCAGCACAUAGAGGAAUGGCCCUUUCGAGGAGUCUUGUUACUGGCCCGCUUAGCCCUAUGUAUCCUCGCAAUGCUAUUUCUGUAUACCAUCCCUUUUCCAUUGAUUCAGUAUCUCCCUUGCUUGCCUCCGCUCAAAGGAUAGGCUCAUGGUAUAAGUCGAGUAGCAGAACGAAGAAAGGGAGUGAACUCAAAGCCAGGAAAAAGAGCAUUUCGGACAAGGUUCUACCGAAAGACGAAAAGAAGCGUCCUCCCUCCCACUGGGGCAGAGCCCGUAGUGAAGGCUUGCCUAAUUCUCUUGGUUGA
Dovyalis caffra is the source of this 492-nucleotide messenger RNA. NCBI's taxonomy places the organism in Eukaryota, Viridiplantae, Streptophyta, Magnoliopsida, Malpighiales, Salicaceae. The record is from the annotation of a GenBank genome assembly.